Molecule: messenger RNA, 1779 nt
Organism: Lactuca sativa (garden lettuce)
Lineage: Eukaryota; Viridiplantae; Streptophyta; Magnoliopsida; Asterales; Asteraceae
Product: UPF0481 protein At3g47200
Source: RefSeq, a predicted model, not a curated record
UUUUAAAUUUCAGAUUUUAACAUACCGUGUGUUGGCAGUUUUAUUACAGUACUGGAGAAGCUUUCAGUUGAUGUUACUUCUUUAAUUCCCAAGUCUUAAAAUUUCCACACAGCUGAAGAACCGGUAUUACUAGAGUUAAAGUACUGGUCACAAUAAAGAAGCAAUUCACGAAGAAGAUCCAUGAUCCACUACAGUGGAAAUUAAGCUAGCUGUCUGAAUGGAAAAAGCCGAUAUUGAGUUAGAAGGAAAAGAUAUCAUUGGGCAUACUGUCAAAUUUCUAGUUGAUUGUAAAGAAAAUGGAGAGAUUUUGGACAAUCAAGUUCCACCAUCAAUUUACAUUGUUCCUAGUGCGUUCCGAGAUCUCAGCCCAAGUUCUUUUAAUCCUAGGGUGGUCUCUAUUGGACCUCUUCAUAAACAAGAUGAAAAUUUGAAAGGAUUUGAAGUUCAAAAAAAGAGUUAUUUACACAAUUUGUUGCAACGCUGUGUUCCAAAGCAAACUUUGCAAGAUGAACAUAGUGUUGCAAUUAAGCAAAUGCUGCAAGAAUGUGCAGAGAAGGUGACUCGUUCAAUACAAAGAAUCAAGGCCUCUUAUGGAGGAUUGACAACCUGUAGCGAUUUUGAGCUUGCUGAGAUGAUGGUAAUAGAUGGUUGUUUCAUACUUGAGUUUGGUGCGCGUCUUUUAGAGUUAUCAUCUAAGAGUAACAAAUUGAUUACUCAAUCGAUAAUGUUUGACUUGAUGCUGAUAGAAAACCAAAUCCCGUUUUUUGUUCUUGAAAACAUCUUUGAGUGUACUCUUUUGAAAUCCAUACCAAAUGCCUCUCUUACCACAUAUAUCCAAGAAAUUCUAAAAUAUUAUUCCUACAUCUUUGUAGGAAAUCUUGUAGCACCCAAUGUCAGCUCAGAUUCCACUCAUGAUCAUCUUCUUGGCUUAUUACACAAAAAUUACCAGCCUUCGAAACCGAUACAAGCAAUGUUUUUACCAGAUCCAAAAGGCCACUCGGCCAUGGAUUUGUAUAGGGCAGGGAUAAACUUCAAGCCUAAUGAAGAUCAAGAUUGGGGACUGGCCAUGAAACUAGAAGUGCCCUCACCUUUGUUUUCAUGGAUUCCAAUUUUUAUGGCAAUUCCCCAAAUUCCAUGGCUCCAAUGGCCUACUCUGAAGAUGCCCAUAAUGCGUAUAAAUGAUUCGACUGAAUUGAUUUUAAGGAACCUCAUUAUAUAUGAGCAGUUUUCUAAUGUUGGGAAAUAUAUUACAUCAUAUGUCUGUGCCAUGGAUUUGCUAAUCGAUACUCCACAGGAUGUUGCUCGUUUGGUAAAAUCUAAAGUUCUUAUCAAUCAUUUAGGUUCGAAUGACCAUGCUGCAAAUAUGAUAAACAACAUUUGCAAAGAAGUUCUGCUCUUAGAAUUUGUUUACCAUGAACAAUGGAAAGAUUUAGAUGCCUACUACAAUAGAUACUGGCCCUAUACUAUUUCAGGGUUGAGGCGUACGUAUUUCAAGAAUCCCUGGAAUAUCAUUGCUCUAAUUGCUGCAUUCGUCCUGUUUGCUCUUACCGUGGUUCAGACCAUCUUUACUGUCAACCCCAAAUAAUCCAACAAUUACAUUUUAAGUGCUUUUUCAUCUUUUGGUUGUUCACGCUUUUACUUGUACCUAUUUAUUUUUCUGUAAUAAGUCUCCCAUAUUCAACAUGCAUAAGUUUGAUAUAUGUAUGACAUUACGCUGCUGACUUUCAUUACUUUAUUUUGAAACUGUCUGGUUAAACAUUCCGGACUUCAAUAUAUGAA